GGGCGCGCAGAGAGGCCGCCGCCGCGUCUCCUGCCGGACUGGGGCUGUUGUUGCUGGAAGUGGCGUCACAGCGGAGGGACGCGCUGGAAGCGGAAGCAGCCGUUGGGCCGCGCGGCGGCGGGCGCCUGAGGCGGGUGGUUUGUAGUGGCUGAAUCCUACCCGUCAGCAAGACAAAUUACCUCACAGAAUUCUGUAUCUUGAGGGGAAGAGUGUACGAUAUCACAUCUAUCUCAUAAUCUGAAAGAAGAAUAGAAUUUGGAAUAAUGGCAACAGGAGACCUAAAAGGAAGUUUAAGAAAAAUAGAGCAAGGACUCCGCUUGUUAAAUUAUCCAAGAGAUGUAGAUUAUACAAUGUUAGUGAAGGGUGAUCCAACUUCAUUUUUACCUAUCAUCAGCUAUUCUUUUACAUCUUUCUCAACUCACAUAGCAGAACUUCUGGUAAAGUGUGAUGUGGAGCUUACAGCAAAGAGCGACUUGCGUUUUAUUGAAGCUAUUUAUAAGUUUCUUCGAGAUCAAUUUCAAUAUAAACCGGUUUUAACAAAACAGCAGUUUCUUCAGUUUGGCUUUGCAGAGCGAAAAAUACAGAUUGUUUGCGACAUUAUCAACUGUGUGGUGAAAAAGCAUAAGGAAUUAAGUAACUUGAAUAAGGUUAAAUCCCAAACAAGGAAGAAACUUAGACCUUUAAAGUGUGAAGUAUGGUCAAAUUGUGGUACUGUCCCUGCUGGUCCCAACGGCAGUGCUCUAAAUUCCAAACAGAUACCUCAAGUAGAACGGCACUCUGGAAGUGAAGUUAGCGAUGACCUUCAUCCAGCACCCCUUUGUUCAGCACCGCUUCAUCCACCACCCCUUCCAGACGAGGGAGGUGAUGAAGAAUUGUGCAUAGAUGAUGAUGUUGUGGAAGUUAAAUGUGAACAAGUCAUAGAAGAUAAUUCUCAGAUUGAGCUCCUAAGGAGCCAGCUUGCUGAUUGCCAGGAAAAGCUUCAUAAACUAGAUUGGAUUGAAGAUAGGCUACAUACUUUAGAAGAGAGACUGAAAGGAAAGAUUACUAUAGACGAGAAGGACUGGAAUAAUUUGUUGAGCCGAGUUUUGCUCCUUGAAACAGAAUUGCUGGUGCAGUCCAGAAAGAGAGACUUGUCAUCAAUGUUCAGCAGUGUAAGUCGAGAAUGUACUUCUAAUAUGAUUCCAGUUUCUCCUGAUACAGAAAGGAAGGAGGAGAUGCCAGAGAGUCUUCAUCAGUCGUCUGGAUACAGUUCACUAUUAUCCACAGACCCAUCUCCCAAAGCCAUGACCAUUAAUUCUCAUGGUCUGACAGACAUUUCAAAGGAGACAACAAGACAAAGAAUGGAAAGGAUAAGUAAAAUAAUAGAAGAAACCUCAGAAUUGUUGAAAACCUCAAGUAAUGCCUCUGAGAAGACUUGAAAGAACAGGUCUUCAGACCUGGUCUCUGUAGACUUAUGGAUAUCAAAACUAAUAUGUAUGUUUGUACAGCAUUAAAUUUUUAAUAUAUUGAAUUUGUAAUGAUCACUGGUGCUUAUACUCCUUUGAAUAAAUAUCUUCUAAU
Molecule: messenger RNA, 1560 nt
Organism: Cygnus olor (mute swan)
Lineage: Eukaryota; Metazoa; Chordata; Aves; Anseriformes; Anatidae
Gene: CEP44
Product: centrosomal protein 44
Exons: 12
Coding region: 264-1418 (384 amino acids)
Cellular component (GO): spindle pole; centrosome
Source: RefSeq, a predicted model, not a curated record